This is a messenger RNA of Sphenostylis stenocarpa, 582 nucleotides long. Lineage: Eukaryota; Viridiplantae; Streptophyta; Magnoliopsida; Fabales; Fabaceae. The record is from the annotation of a GenBank genome assembly.
AUGAAUUCCUUUCAAGAAUUUGACUCCUCGUCAAACUCGGACACCAAAGCCAUCAACCUCGCAGCAGGUAACACCUCCAAUUUCUCAUCACCAGCACCACCUUCAUCCUCAUCAUCAUCGCCUCCUUCUUCCACCACUCUGAGCCGCUACGAGAAUCAAAAGCGGCGUGACUGGAACACGUUCGGGCAGUACCUCAGGAACCACAGACCCCCACUUUCGCUCUCACGCUGCAGCGGUGCCCACGUGCUGGAAUUCCUGAGGUACCUGGACCAGUUUGGGAAAACCAAGGUUCACACGCACCUUUGUCCCUUCUUCGGGCACCCCAACCCUCCUGCACCUUGUCCUUGCCCUCUACGCCAAGCAUGGGGCAGCCUCGAUGCUCUCAUAGGUCGCCUCAGAGCUGCUUUUGAAGAAAAUGGGGGAAAACCUGAAGCUAACCCUUUCGGUGCUCGCGCUGUGAGGCUCUACCUUCGUGAAGUGCGUGAUUCACAAGCCAAAGCUAGGGGAAUUAGCUAUGAGAAAAAGAAACGCAAGCGUCCCCAACACCCUCCUCCAUUGCCCCCCUCAAAUGAUGCAAGUUAG